UAAUCCGGAUCGCUCAUUUCUGGAGGGAAGUCUGUGCGUGGUCUGUGUAGGCUUUGCUAUGGAAACUGGGCGGGAGGAAGACGACACCGCCACCGAACUCUUGAGCGACCGAUUCCGACUCUCCACCAUUUCUAUCGCUGAAGCUGAAGCGAAGAGAAACGGCAUGGAAAUCUCUGAACCCGUGAUGACCUGUGUCGCUGAAUUAGCGUUCAAAUAUACAACAGAACAGUUGGCAAAGGACCUUGAGUUAUUUGCUCAACAUGCUGGUAGGAAAUCUGUGAAUACGGAAGACGUCAUACUAUCAGCCCAUAGAAACGAGCAUCUCGCUGCCUCAUUAACAUCCUUCUGCAAUGAUCUAAAGACAAAAGAACCUCAAACUGAGAGGAAGCGGAAAAAGGCAUCGAAAAAGGAAGACAGAGAUAGAGGUGUAGUGCAUAUUAAUGACGCAUAAACCCAACUUCCACUGGACAGAUCUCUGGCUAACAAGGUUACAUACCAAUAUUACUAAAUAAUGACAAUAGUAGACAUUGCGUGUCAUUUCCUUCCUGUUUAUGGGUUGUACUACUUACUAAUGCCAUUUUUGCAUCGUAUGGGGUAUUACUCUGAUUUAAGGGAUAAGCUUGUGCAUCAUGGAAAUUCAUCAAGUGUUUCAGACGCAGGAAACAUAACUUUUGGUUAGUUUUAGGUGAUUGAGACUUACGAAGCAUGAGUUGAGUUUCACUGUUUAAUGGUGGUUAUCGUUGUGAACAAGAAAAGAGUUGGAAUCCCGAACAGUUGAAAACGUCGAUAAAUUGUUCUUUGUAAA
Molecule: messenger RNA, 805 nt
Organism: Momordica charantia (bitter melon)
Lineage: Eukaryota; Viridiplantae; Streptophyta; Magnoliopsida; Cucurbitales; Cucurbitaceae
Product: Histone superfamily protein
Biological process (GO): resolution of meiotic recombination intermediates; replication fork processing
Cellular component (GO): FANCM-MHF complex
Molecular function (GO): protein heterodimerization activity; chromatin binding
Source: RefSeq, a predicted model, not a curated record